This is a messenger RNA of Ilex paraguariensis (yerba mate), 1451 nucleotides long. The record is from the annotation of a GenBank genome assembly. NCBI's taxonomy places the organism in Eukaryota, Viridiplantae, Streptophyta, Magnoliopsida, Aquifoliales, Aquifoliaceae.
AUGAUUGGUGAUGAGGGUGUGAGACCAUUGACAUUGCUCCAAUUGAUAGACGACGUAGAACGAUUAGGCUUGGGCUACCGAUUUGACAAAGAUAUAACUGUAGCACUCAAUAGAAUAAUUGCAAUGGACGAGAGUAACGUGGGAGCGGAGAAGAACAUUCAUGUUACUGCUCUCAAAUUCAGGCUCCUCAGACAACACGAUUAUGACAUCUCUCAAGAUAUCUUUCAGAGUUACAAGGAUCACUACGAUGAUUUUAAUGUCUUGGAAGAGCUCAAAUCUUUUGCAAUGAUUCAACUUGAGGACAUCAAGGGACACAUAGACAAAAGCCUCGUGGAAAAGAUAAAUCAUGCAUUGGAGCUUCCGUUGCACCAUAGGAUGUGUAGGUUAGAAGCUCGGUGGUACAUCGAUGUCUAUAGUAAGAAUAAAGAAGCAAAUCAAUCGUUGCUCGAACUUGCUGUUUUAGAUUUCAACAUGGUACAAUCUACUUUACAAAGUGAUCUUAAAACAGUGGCGAGGAAUAUUCACAUCACACUAAACAUUCAUAGUAUAGGUCUUGCUAGCGAGUUGAACUUUAUAAGAAAUAGGUUAAUAGAAUGCUUCUUCGGGACAGUGGGAAAGAUUUAUGAACUGAGAUUUAGUAAUUGUCGAAUAGGUUUAACACAAAUUAUUGCACUAAUAACUACAAUUGACGAUGUUUAUGAUGUUUAUGGAUCGUUAGAUGAACUUCAGCUAUUCACUGAUGCUGUUAAGAGAUGGGAUGCCAAUGCAGUGAAAAGUUUUUCAUACUACAUGAAGUUAUGCUUCCUGGCUCUCUACAACACUGUCAAUGAAAUGGCUUACGACACUCUGAAAGAUAAAGGCAUAAACGUCAUACCAAUCCUAUCUAAAGCAUGGGCAGACUUAUGCCAAGCAUUUUUGCUGGAAGCAGAAUGGAAUUACAGAAAACACACGCCAACGCUUGAGGAUUAUCUUGAAAAUGCAUGGCGCUCAGUUUCUGGGAAUGAUGAGUUACAGAGAGGUGAAACAGCAAAUUCAAUCCUGUGUUGUAUGCAUCAAAAUGGACUUUCGGAAAAACUUGCCCGCGAACACAUCAGCAAUUUAAUCACUGAAGCAUGGAAGAAACUGAACAAAGGUCGAGUAGAUGAUUCUCCUUUCUCAAAACAUUAUCUUGAAACAGCAAUGAACCUUGCUCGGAUUUCCCAAUUCACGUACCAAUAUGGAGAUGGGCAUGGAGCUCCUGAUAGAAGAUCAUAAAAUCGCGUCAUGUCAACAAUUAUUGAACCCAUAAGACUCAUCGAAUAUGAAAAGCACUAGUGAAUUUUGCUAAAUAAUGGUCUUUGAGAAGGGUGUGUUCCUCAAUUCUUGAGUGUAGGAGUGUCUAGGAUUCUUCAAACUGAGCACUUCACUGGUAACUUAAUCCACAUGCAAGUGACAAAAUAGUUCGAUAAGAG